AAGUAAAAGCCACCGGUGAUAAUAGAGGAGAGUCACAUCCUGUCUCAUGAUCUCAUCACCUUCGCUUUCCUUCUUAUUAUUCUUUCUAUUAAACUAACAUAACUGAACCUGGCUGCUGCAAUCACCUUUCACCUCUGCCCUCUCUCUUACUAUUAUUUUUAUUUUCACUUCAUGACACAUCCUUCUCCUCUAUAUCAAUCGAUCCCUACCUUCUAUUCUUCUUCUUCUUCUUCUUAUGGCUUGUUUAAAUGAUCAGAGCUGGGCUCCUUCCCUUCCCGAAAUGCUCUCCACACGCUUAUCUUUCAAAGAGGAUAUAGAAAAUGGAGAAAUAGAUGCCAAUUCUACACCUUUCCCAUUUGAGAAGGUCUUUCCUGUUUAUGCAAUGGGGGUUUCCAAACCCAACUCCGACCCUGUUGUAUUGCCUGUCGAUUCGGCUGACCCGAUUUGGGAUGCCGUGAGAGAAGAGGCCAAGUUGGAGGCAGAAAAAGAACCGAUUCUAAGUAGCUUCUUGUACGCCAGUAUCUUGUCCCAUGAUUGCUUAGAGCAAGCACUGGCAUUUGUUCUUGCAAAUCGACUUCAAAAUCCAACUCUCUUGGCAACUCAAAUGUUAGACACAAUUUCUUAUGUAAUAACGAAUGAUAGAGGUAUUCAGCGUUCAAUUCGAUUAGAUAUGCAGGCAUUUAAAGAUCGAGAUCCUGCUUGUUUAUCAUAUUGCUCCGCUUUACUAUAUCUAAAGGGUUACCAUUCUCUACAAUCCUAUCGAGUAGCACAUGUUUUGUGGAACCAAGGACGAAAAGUAUUGGCCUUGGCAUUACAAAGUCGAAUAAGUGAGGUAGUUUUUGGAGUUGACAUACAUCCAGCUGCCAGAAUUGGAGAUGGUAUAUUAUUAGAUCAUGGGACUGGUGUGGUUAUCGGUGAAACUGCUGUUGUAGGAAACAGGGUAUCGAUGAUGCAUGGUGUUACUUUAGGAGGGACUGGCAAAGAAGUAGGUGAUCGCCAUCCAAAAGUAGGUGAUGGGGCACUGAUUGGAGCAUGUUCAACAAUACUUGGGAAUAUUAGAAUAGGUGAAGGGGCUAUGAUAGCUGCUGGUUCUCUUGUACUAAAGAAUGUUGAUCCACACAGCAUGAUGGCAGGAAUACCAGCAACUGUUAUAGGGUAUGUGGAUGAGAAACAUCCAUCCCUCACAAUGAAGCAUGAUGCUUCAAAAGAAUUCUUCAAACAUCUAGCUGUUACAUUUAGAAGGGGAAAAUGCAGUGCAGCUCAGGAUCAGGGGAAAAAUGAUGAAGGGACCUAAACGAUUUUAGGUGUACGUCUCCUUUCCCAGGUGCAAAUUCUCUAGAGGGAGGUGUUAUUUACAAAAUAACUAAAGAUAAAAGUUACAUUAGUUCUUGUACUAGGUGAUCCUUUGAGGAGCAUUAUUGAAAUGUAAGUUGAGAUAUGGAGCUUUGAAAAUUUUUCCACUGUUCAGGUUGAAGAACCUGGUGUUUGUUUCCUGCACCCGGUGUAAACAAGCUAAAUGAGGUUCUUACUGCUAUAGAAUGAAGUAGGAUCAAGUUGUAUUGAAGUACCCAGAUUGCCAUUUUAUUCAAGACAUUUACUUGGCCUUGUUAUAA
Molecule: messenger RNA, 1613 nt
Organism: Manihot esculenta (cassava)
Lineage: Eukaryota; Viridiplantae; Streptophyta; Magnoliopsida; Malpighiales; Euphorbiaceae
Product: serine acetyltransferase 2
Exons: 10
Coding region: 236-1294 (352 amino acids)
Cellular component (GO): cytosol; cytoplasm
Molecular function (GO): L-serine O-acetyltransferase activity
Source: RefSeq, a predicted model, not a curated record